Messenger RNA from Acaulospora morrowiae, 124 nucleotides. NCBI's taxonomy places the organism in Eukaryota, Fungi, Glomeromycota, Glomeromycetes, Diversisporales, Acaulosporaceae. The record is from the annotation of a GenBank genome assembly.
CCACGUCUAGCGCAACGGAGGCUUCUACUUCUCUUAGUGGUUUGGUGAAGGAUGUCAAUUAUUACCGCCAGCUUUGGUGGAAGACCGGUAACAUUCACCCCAAAGCUAUGUGGAAUGAGGCGAC